AUGCCUUCGCUCCCCCGCCAGAGACGGCGCAGCCUGCUCCGGCGGACUCCCGCAGUGUCGCUGUUUUUUAUUUUCCUUUGCGCAAAGACGACGUUCUUCUUUGUCGCGAAAUGCGACAUCGCCGAGGCCGCCUCAGUCGAUGCACUCCAGAUCUCUUCAGACAGAUCCGCGCCGAAUAUCUCACGGCAAAAAUACGAUAGCCUGGAGACUGCAGGCCGUUUGCUGGUUGAGAGGCGUUCUUUCGCCUCAGAAAACUCCCUAAAGUACUGGAAUGAACGGAGAGUUGAGGACGGCGACGAUGAGCCAGAAGACAGGAUCGUGGAAGUGGAGCAGUCGAUCGUCGAGGGGCAUGAAGGCGCUGCCGCCGUAGACACCUCAGACCUGCAAGACGUCGCACGCAUUCUAGCGACCACAGAGCGACCGAAAGUCGUUGAGAAUGCUCACGUGUUCAAGGAAAAACGAUUCGCACUUUUUAGCGCGGGGCUGCGCUCGUCAUCAGCCUCCCCAAACGCAAACACAUUCCGCUCCGUCGCGCCUCACCGUGUGGCCCGAUACGAGUUUCGCGCUGGCGGCAUCAAGGAACCCCACGGCGGCUCGCGCGAUGCGACGGCGAAGCUACUCGACGUUGAAUCCAGAACAAUCAUGAGCCUGGAAGGAAUUGAAUUGAGGUCUGCCGCCCGAGGGUUGUUCACUACCAAAGUGUCUGCAGUAGUGAAGCAAGAUAAAGCCGGGUCUCCUGCUCAGGCGCCUCUUGCAAAUGCGCCGGGAAGACAUCAGGCACGCGACCGGGCCUCAUCCUACCAGAUGAUUGAUGGAUUCGUUGCGGAAGUUGACAAAGUGUACGAGGAGGAACUGGAGCAUCGCCUUGCGUGGGAGCUGAGGAUAUGGCGCUAUCUCCCCUCGCACCGCGCGGAACACCUGGCGGCGCAUGAGCACAUUCUCAUUCCUGGCGCGGUUCUGGAGCACGCGGGCCCUCCUGGGGUCUCGUCUCGCUUGCAUGGAGCCGGCCGGAAAGAAGCCGCUGGGGUGCGCGGCCACGACGAGAAAUGGACGGAUCUGCUGUCAGAAAAGGUCUUUAAUGUGUUCAUCUGGUAUCCCGCGGGCUACCGCGACACGCUGGAGUCGUCCAUGAUGCACUCAGACCAAGUCACAGAGCCGUGGUUCAGUUCAACGCCCCUGCACGUUCUAGAGUCGAUUAGCACACAGAUGAUUCUCGCUGUUGCCAACCUGAACAGCUACGGCCUCGUUCACACCCAUCUUCGCUCCGCCAGUUUCGUUUUCACGCCGGAAGGCAAGGUUUUGCUGUCCGAUCUCAAUCGCGUAGUGAAACAAGGUGAGUUCAUGGACUGCGCGGCGGACAGAGAGCUUGCGCUGAACGACUUGACAGCUUCUCCAGAGGAACGCGUGUGCGUCCACGAACACGGAUACAAGGGAAGGGACGCGAAACAGAAAGAGGACAUCGUGGGGCCGCUAGAGGCGCAGCCGACAGUUGACGCCUGGAGGCUCGCAGUCCUUCUGUACCAGCUAUGGUGUAUGGAGAGCAUGUACGCACGGACGUCGUACCACGAAUUUGUCGCGCGACACGACUUGCUCCGCCUCCCAGACACAGAGUCGAAUAUCGCGCACCUCAGACAAAACAGAUUUCCUCUCGGCGCCUGCCGAAAAGACAUGCCGGCUUCUCUUCAGCGCAUCGUUCGCCAGAUGCUCGUGCCAGAUCCUGCGAAACGGGUCACUGCGGCCGAGUCUGUGAAAACCAGUUCCUUCUUUCACGAAACCAAAAGAAAGCAGCUCCUCAACAGAAAGCGCACACCGCAGCAGAGGGCGCAUCAAAACUAG
Messenger RNA from Besnoitia besnoiti, 1836 nucleotides. Its product is annotated as rhoptry kinase family protein ROP22 (incomplete catalytic triad). Gene Ontology annotation, biological process: protein phosphorylation. NCBI's taxonomy places the organism in Eukaryota, Apicomplexa, Conoidasida, Eucoccidiorida, Sarcocystidae. Bases 1 to 1836 code for a protein of 611 amino acids. Gene Ontology annotation, molecular function: ATP binding; protein kinase activity. The record is from RefSeq and is a predicted model, not a curated record. The transcript has a single exon.